Molecule: messenger RNA, 1261 nt
Organism: Populus nigra (black poplar)
Lineage: Eukaryota; Viridiplantae; Streptophyta; Magnoliopsida; Malpighiales; Salicaceae
Product: protein DMR6-LIKE OXYGENASE 2-like
Exons: 3
Coding region: 45-1133 (362 amino acids)
Molecular function (GO): dioxygenase activity
Source: RefSeq, a predicted model, not a curated record
UGAUCUAGGUUUCUUAAUCAACAUCAAAGGAGAAGGAAAUCACCAUGGGAGAGGUUGAUCCAGCCUUCAUUCAAGCCCAAGAACACAGGCCGAAACCUGAGAUCACUAGAGCAGAAGGAAUACCCUUGAUUGAUCUUUCCAUAAUCAGCUCUCCUAAUUCCAACUUAGACAACGAUCAAGCACUUGGUGGUCUUGUUGAGGAAAUAGGCAAUGCAUGCAAAGAUUGGGGAUUUUUUCAAGUGAUCAAUCAUGGGGUGCCGCUUGCUAAGCGACACAACAUUGAGAGAGCAUCAAGAGAAUUUUUUGGUCAGCCUCUGGAAGAGAAAGGGAAGGUGAGGAGAAAUGAGGAGAAAGUGUUGGGUUAUUAUGACACUGAGCAUACCAAGAAUGUUAGGGACUGGAAAGAAGUGUUCGAUCUCAUUGUCCAGGAUCCAACGGUUGUCCCUGCUUCAUAUAAGCCUGAUGAUGAGGAACUAACCAAGUGGUUUAAUCAGUGGCCUGAAUACCCCAAUGACCUGAGAGAGGUCUGUGAAGAGUAUGCUAAAGAAAUGGAAAAACUAGCUUGCAAAUUGAUGGGGCUGAUAGCCCUGAGUCUAGGCUUGCCAAAAGACAAGUUCCAUGGAUUCUUUAAAGAACAAACCAGCUUCAUUAGACUCAACCACUACCCACCUUGCCCAGUCCCUGACCUCGCACUCGGCGUUGGCCGACACAAGGACGCCAUGGCCUUGACCAUCCUUGCUCAAGAUGAUGUUGGAGGGCUAGAAGUGAAGAGAAAAACAGAUGGAGAGUGGCUUUGGGUCAAGCCAACCCCAAAUGCCUACAUCAUCAAUGUUGGUGACAUUAUUCAGGUAUGGAGCAAUGACAUUUAUGAGAGCGUGGAGCACAGGGCGAUGGUGAAUUCUGAAAAGGAAAGAUUUUCCAUUCCCUAUUUCCUCAGCCCAGCACACUACACCAACGUGCAGCCCUUGGAGGAGCUCAUAAAUCAGCAAAACCCUGCCAAAUACAAACCAUACAACUGGGGAAAAUUUCUCGUCACAAGAAAACGUAGUAAUUUCCAGAAGCUUGAUGUUGAGAACAUCCAGAUUUAUCACUUCAAGAUACCCGAAUCAGAGCUGGCCGAAAAAGUGGACUGAUCGAGCAAUAUUGUCCAUCAACAAGUAAUAAGACGCUGCUGCCUAUAAAUGGCAGUACCUUGUAAAAAUCACAAAUGGAACUUUGGAGUCACGGUGCCAUGUAUUAAAAAUAAUGGAAUUUGCUAUGA